Messenger RNA from Hibiscus syriacus, 1060 nucleotides. RefSeq lists its product as uncharacterized. The transcript is spliced from 7 exons. Bases 303 to 935 code for a protein of 210 amino acids. NCBI's taxonomy places the organism in Eukaryota, Viridiplantae, Streptophyta, Magnoliopsida, Malvales, Malvaceae. Gene Ontology annotation, cellular component: chloroplast. The record is from RefSeq and is a predicted model, not a curated record.
AACCAUAAAAAGGAUGGAGCUUCAAUCGGCAUGCCUUGGAUUUCGUGUCCCAAAGUUCAGCAUUUUUUGUCAAAAUCGAUUCUUUAAUCAACCCGCUCCUGUAUGCAACAUCAUCAGAAGAAACGGAAAUGUUGGGCUUGGAGAUGCAUCAAAGUGGUAUUUAAGGUUAAAUAAGGAGGAUAUAUUGUGGAGAUUGAGCAGAUGGGGAACAAUAGUGUGUGUUUCUGGGUCUGAUCAAAACUCAUGUUUGAACCAUACUGGGACUGAGAGUGAGAAAUCUGUUGUGGCUUUAAACACAUUUGAUGGCGUGGAAUCGUUUCAUGUUUUUUUUUAGCUAUGCAAUUGAGGCUUUCUUCAAGGACGAGAAACUUGUUGAAAUUGUGUCCUCGUUUUCCUUUGAAGUGCUAUUCUAUAUUGGUCUUGGGGUGUUCUUUCUGGUGACUGAUUAUGUUCAAAGGCCCUAUUUGCAGUUCAGUACCAAGAGGUGGGGUCUCAUUACAGGACUCAGGGGUUACAUAUCAUCCUCUCUCUUUGCAACGGGUUUCAAGAUUAUUACUCCUCUUGUUGCAGCUUUUGUAACUUGGCCAGUGCUCGGUGUCCAAGCGCUGGUUGCAGUGGCUCCUUUCCUGGUAGGUUGUGCUGCCCAACGCACAUUCGAGACGAUUCUUGAUAAGAGUCAUUCAUCUUGCUGGCCCCUGGUUCCUAUCAUUUUUGAGGUGUAUAGAUUGUAUCAGUUGACCAGAGCCAUUCAAUUCAUUCAGAACUUCAUGUCUUCGAUGAAAGACUCCCUGAAAACCCCAGAGAUGCUGAAGCGAAGCGGUGCAACUGUUGGGAUGGUGGUCACUUUCCAAGUCCUAGCUGUGAUUUGCCUUUGGUCGUUGAUGACAUUUCUCCAACGGCUUUUUCCUUCUAGACCGGUUGCAGAGAACUAUUGAUGAUUAGCCUCCUCCAAUCUGGUUAAUGGUCCUCUCCAAAAUCUACGGCCUUUUGAUGGAUUUCAAGAUUGAAAACUUCAAAAAAUUCCUUAAUCAAGGACUUGUAGGAGAUAUCAAUGAACUCA